Messenger RNA from Stegastes partitus (bicolor damselfish), 1317 nucleotides. Its product is annotated as transcription factor-like 5 protein. Gene Ontology annotation, molecular function: protein dimerization activity; DNA-binding transcription factor activity, RNA polymerase II-specific; RNA polymerase II cis-regulatory region sequence-specific DNA binding. Lineage: Eukaryota; Metazoa; Chordata; Actinopteri; Pomacentridae. Gene Ontology annotation, biological process: spermatogenesis; regulation of DNA-templated transcription. Gene Ontology annotation, cellular component: nucleus. The transcript has 6 exons. The record is from RefSeq and is a predicted model, not a curated record. The coding region runs from base 1 to 1317 and encodes 438 amino acids.
AUGUCCUUUACUUCAGCUUCUAAAACCAUUCAUGUGCCAUCUUCAUCCAGAGAACACGUCUGUGACUCUGUUGGGCUGAUUUUAAACCAAGGUGGAUGUCUGACCUACGAGCAGGGGCAGAUGUUGGGCCCUGAGCUUGGUCUGAUAGAGAUGGCAGAGGCUGAAUAUUCCCACCUUCAGCACCUUUUCCAAGCUGACAUGGAGGCCCAGGCUGGCCGUCCACAUUGUCUAGAAGUCAGAUCCAACCCUGCUGCAGUUGUGGUUAAAGAGGCCACUGGAUCCACAGUGAUUUCUCAAUUCACAACCACUCAAGCGAUUGACCUGUCUACUUCCAGUGAUGGCCACUGUCUGGUAUUGCCAGGACUAAAGACUCCAUCUCCUUACGGAGAUGUCCCAGGUUUUGUGCUUGCCAGAAUCAGAGGUGAAGAAAGAAAGAGUGAAGUACCUGCCAACAGCAGUAAAACUUUACAGAACAGAACUGGAUCAGCUGCCAGAAUUUGCUUGGAGAAAAGAUUUAACACCAUGUGUGCUGACACCCCAAGACAACAAGAUAUUCACUCUGCAGUUCUUACCAAUUUUUUGACAGUACUUAAGCAGUCCGCAGAGGCAGUCAUACAUCCUGAAAAGCAGAAGUGGAUGAGAACUGACAGAGCAGAUUCUUUUAAGGUUUCUACCUCAUAUGUAGGCAGUGAUUUUGACUCUGUCACUAACAUAUGUGGUCAGGUAGUUGCCCACAUGGUUGAACCUAACAAGCAUCAGGGUCCAAUCAUCCCGAAGAGUUUUGUAUUGAAUUUUCACCCAGAGAGGCUUGUUGUAACAGCUCAGUAUACCAGUAGCAGCAACCCUGCAGAAGAACAGAAGUUGGUGAACACUGAAAGGAAUGUGGCUACACCUGCUGCCUUCAGGAAUCACUGCAACGCUCAAAGCUCUCAACUGAAGGCCGCUAGAGCUGGCACACUCUCAUCCGGAGAUCCACGGGGUGGCGCCAGGAAAAGAACUCUACCUUGUAUGUCCCCCAGUGAGCGCCGGGGGAGACACAACAGUAAGGAGAGGGAACGCAGGAAGAAGAUCCGUUUGUGCUGCGAUGAGCUGAACAUGAUUGUACCGUUCUGUAGCUCAGAUACAGACAAAGCCACCACACUGCAGUGGACCACGGCCUUCCUGAGAUACAUCAAUAAGAUGUAUGGCGACACCUUCAAUGAGGAGUUUCAGAAGGUCUUCACUCACGAGAAAGGAGUCUUUCUUAAAUCUUCCUCAGGUCAGGACCCAAUCCACCAGAACAUGGAGAAGACACUGUCUGUUACAGCCGAACAGUGA